GGACUUUUGAUCGAUAACUUCAGUUUGCGGCGCUAAAGGUACUCUGUUGCUCAACGUUUCGGAGCAGAAAGAAAGGGAGGAAAACACAUUAAUCUGCGAAAAUAUACACUUUAUGUACCACUUAUAGUGGGGUAUCUAAUGGUGUAGAUUCUUUUGGCUUUUGUUCUGCUCUGGUGUGUCAUUUUAAGUUCUGUUUUUCACAAUAAAAAUGUCUGCUUUUCAUUCACUGCCAGAGGACUUCCAUCACAUUGAACUCAAUAAAACGAUAUGGGAAGUCCCCAAUCGGUAUGUGCGACUGGAACCCGUGGGCUCAGGAGCGUAUGGGCAAGUAUGUGCGGCAGAAGAUACCCGGCAGAAAGGUUUGAGGGUAGCCAUUAAGAAGCUGUCCAGACCGUUCCAAACAGUCAUACACGCCAAGAGGACCUACAGAGAACUGCGCCUUCUCAAACAUAUGAGACAUGAAAAUGUAAUCAGCCUGCUUGACUGUUUCACCCCUGACCGAGUCAACUUCUCAGAUGUUUACAUGGUGACCCAUCUCAUGGGAGCCGACCUUAACAACAUCAUCAAGUGUCAGAAACUCUCUGAUGACCAUGUCCAGUUCCUCAUCUAUCAGGUUCUCAGGGGCCUCAAGUACAUCCAUUCUGCUGGUGUGAUUCAUCGAGAUCUCAAGCCCAGUAACAUAGCUGUCAAUGAAGACUGUGAACUCAGGAUCCUGGACUUUGGAUUAGCACGUAGCACAGACGAUGAGAUGACAGGAUAUGUAGCUACCAGAUGGUAUAGGGCACCUGAAAUCAUGCUCAAUUGGAUGCACUACACUGAGAAAGUUGACAUCUGGUCCGUAGGCUGUAUCAUGGCAGAGCUCCUCACACAGAAAACCCUCUUCCCAGGGUGUGAUCACAUAGACCAACUGAAUAAGAUCAUUGCUAUCACAGGGAAACCAGACGAGACCUUCUUACAGAAGAUCGCAAGUGAGAGUGCAAAGACAUACCUGAUGAGCAUGGCUGCCUACCCUAAGAGGGACUUCAGCACUAUCUUCCUAGGGGCCAGUCGCAAGGCUGUCGAUCUUCUGGAGAAGAUGCUACAAUUGGAUGAGGACAGAAGGCUGAGUGCUGAGCAGGCUCUUCAGCACCCCUAUCUGUCUAAGUACCAUGAUCCAGAUGAUGAACCAAUUGCAGCCAUGUUUGAUGAUAGUCAGGAGAACAGCGACAUCGUAAUAGAUGAAUGGAGACAACGCGUUUUGAAAGAAGUAACAGAAUUUGUUGCAGACCCAGCUCCGAUGGAUUGAGUACAUCAGCGACUAAAAAAAUCAUCGGUUAGAAGUCACUUGAGCAGUAACUCUGUAUUGAAGUAUAAGAGUUAACGUGGCUCCAAACUGAUGUUAUGAGAGCUUAUAUGAUUAUCAUGCAUAAUUACAGAGUCCAUUGUCAGUGUGUAUUAAAUGACUUAUUAGCUCAGAUAUGUGUCAAAGUGAAGAUUAGCAAGAUUCAUAUCACAGACUUGUAUUUUAUGUGGAUGAAGACGUACGAGAGGAAUCUUUACUGUGAAAACCACCCAAAAUGUGUCAUUUGUUGAUCUUUCUGUUCAACAAAUCAUUUCUUUUGUCAAAUUAUAUAAAUACUUAUAUCAGCAUGAAGUGUGUUGAAUGUAGUAUAGCAUUGGCAAUAAUUAUGUUCAAAGAGAAUUGGCUGGGAUGGGAUUUUGGUAAGGAUAGUUUCUCAGUUCAUCAUCUAGUAUCAAAUAAUUAAAAAAUUGAAACAAAAUCAUGUGGAAAUUUCUUCUUGCUUUAACACUUAAAAUGGGGUUUGAUUGGGACCAUUUAGUAUCCAUGAAAACCACCUACAUAACCAAUUACCAACAAACACAAAAAAAGCCCUGAAAUUAAAUUCUUCAUUAUUCUUAAAUUUAAUUGUAAUCUCAGAUGAGAUUUGGUUACCCCUUUUCCAUGUGUGACAAUGAGUGGUGGGGGGGGGGGGGGGGGGGGGAGGGUUGAGCUUAAUAAAUGAUGCAAAACUGAUUGAGAUACCAAAAAGCUUGAUAUCUUCAAAACAAUGUAAGCUCUUGGUACAUAUUUCAUGUAUAAUAGCUGGUAAAUAAGUACUGGUACCAUAUUCCAAUGAAUAUAUUUGUUGUAUAAUAGCAUCACCAUGGGUACAUUAAGUGCAUAAAAAGAUGAAAAUUAUUAGUUAUUGGUUAAUAGGAGAAUAUUCAGGUAUGGCACUGACUUUGCAAUAACAUGUUAUGAGUGUAUAGGUGUAGAGGCAUAUCAAUGUAUCAUUUGUCUACAUGUCUUGUAGUGGUGGCUCCUACCACGAAGGUUCACUUGUAUAUACACAGCUUGCAUACGGCCCCUUUCUUCAGAUAAGAAUAGUGUGAUCAAUUGUUGUGCUUGUGGGCUUUUUAGCAUGUCUUUCUGAACCAAGUACUAAGCAAAUAAUGUCAAAAAAGUGUCUGUAUAUUUUCAAGCAUAGAGAGUUGCAUCUUAUAGAAAGUAAAAACAGCAUGUUUUUGCCACAAUUGCCAUAUUAUUUAGCAUAUUAGAAUGUUUUUUUGCUUGCUCCAUGUCCCGCAAGUGUUACAUUCAUGUAAAUGAUCUCAUUAUUCUACAACUUUAACUUCAGUCAGUUUCUUCUAAAUAAACAAAUCACAUUAUGACUAAUAUUAAAGAUAAUUAUGUAAUAAUGAUAAUGAUAACAACAGCAACAACAAUUACAACAAUAAUAAUAAUAAUGAUAAUAAUAAUUGUAAUAGUAAAAAAAAAUUAGAACUAGAUUUAUAAUUAUUAUAAACUACUUAAUUUUAUCAAUUAAUUACUUGCUAUUUCCUUACUGCUGAGGUAAUUAUUCAUUGCAUUCUUCAUAGCAAUACUUAACUUUUAACUUAACUGGAAUCCAUUUAAGAAAGAAAUGUAAAAAAUUAGGUUUUGCAUGAACAAUUAGACAUGUCUAUCGUACUUAAAGGGAGUGCUUAUGCCAAUCUGUCUCUAGUGUAUUGACACUGCCUAAUAUGUUAGUUGUUUCUGUCAUGGGACUAUGCAUACUGAUGCAGGAAUGUUGAUUGCAGCAUAUGUAAAAAUACACCAUCCCCGGGAAUUCAUUGUUAUCACAAAGCUAACAGAUGAAAAAUAUUCUCUAUUAAAUAAAACAUGAUGCAUUUCACUUAACAAGGUCACUGACAAUGCCCAAACUGCUAUGUGUAUACCCCUAUUUAUGUUUUUCUCAUCCCUAUCAAGAUGAAUUAAUUCAUAGAAGCAAUGUUGAUUUUGUAUGAUUAUUUUGUGUUUUGCUCCUAAUCUUCAUUAUUUCGCUGUGCCUUUAUCAUAGAAUCAACUCUGCUACAGAAUGCUGUUUUAUUUUUACACUAGCGAUGUACAUGUAUAUACAUAUAUGUGUAUAAGUUGAAUUGUUACCAUCCCACUUCUUGUAAAUAUAUUGUGGAAUGUUAUUUAGCUGUUUUAUAUGUAAGAAAGAAUAUUGGAUUUGUUAAUAGAAAGAAAAAUCCUUGGAAUGCCAGAAUAUCUUUGAAGUCGCAUAGUAUAUAGUGUUAAGUCAUGAGCUUUGUAUGUACAUGUAUGUAUGAAUAUAGGAACCGAUACCCAUGUUUCAAGAAGUGAAAAUGGUCUUACACUAACAUUUUUGAACGUUUCUCUCGUUGAAAAAGUGAUUGUCCUGGUAGUGGUUGGAGAGGUAGUCUUGUUGAAUUUGUCAGUCUUGUAGCAAAGUUCACUGUUUAAAUAUGAAAAUAAUGAAUUAAGCUUAUCUAUCUACAUAGUACCUUGAAGUACAGACGACCCGUAUUAUAGAUUGAACUUAUAAACAAAGGAACUACGUACAUGCACAACAAAUUAUUUGUUAUGUGGGCAUGUUAAUUUCCUAGUAAUGUACCGUACAGGAGAUACUGGAAGAUUGUGAAAUCCUAUUCUAGUUUUAGAGUUUUAGACUUUUAACACACAUCACUGAACUAUUUUUCUAAUAAAUUAAUCUAAUUUAAUAAUGAAUUCAAAAUGAUUAUUUUGUAAAGUGUUCGACAGGAUAAGACAAUUACACCAUUGUAAUUUUUGAUCAGUUAGAAAACCAAUCAGAAUUCGCUAUCUUUCCCAAUUUUUCCAACAAAAACUUGAAAUUGAUUAGUGAUAUAAUAAAGAAUAAAGAAGAAAAAGUAUUGAAUUGUCAUUUUAACAUUGUUCACAAUCAGGCAGCCUAUUUUAUCAAUCCAAUGAUCACAUAAAAAGAGACUAGAUGAACAGAUUGCAGUUUUGAGGUUGCUAUAGUACUACAGGAUUUGGGUGCUGUAAAUAAUGUAACCAGUUAUUGAGAUAUAAAAAGCAAACUGCAUUCAACCUUAACACUGGUUCUUGUUGCAAUCAUGAAUAUUGUAAUUAUUUAAGAAGUCUGUACGUGUGUUCAUGUUAUGUCAAAUUAAAUGUAUAUGAAAUAUUCAUUCUGCUAUUAAAACAUAAGUGGAUACCUUUAA
Strongylocentrotus purpuratus (purple sea urchin) is the source of this 4470-nucleotide messenger RNA. RefSeq names its product mitogen-activated protein kinase 14. The transcript has 10 exons. NCBI's taxonomy places the organism in Eukaryota, Metazoa, Echinodermata, Echinoidea, Camarodonta, Strongylocentrotidae. Gene Ontology annotation, molecular function: MAP kinase activity; ATP binding. Gene Ontology annotation, biological process: protein phosphorylation; intracellular signal transduction. The coding region runs from base 209 to 1285 and encodes 358 amino acids. Gene Ontology annotation, cellular component: cytoplasm; nucleus. The record is from RefSeq and is a predicted model, not a curated record.